AUGGACCUCACCGCACUCUUUGAGACAAGCUUCUCAGAACCACAAUGGCUGGUUUGGAUUGCUGCAAGGUUCAUGUACUGGGAUGAACGUCAAAAUGAAGAGUAUCGAGGCGAUACAGGCCCAUUCACUAUCAAAAUCAAUCCCAUCAAGAUUUUGUCCGUUAGAUCCAUGGAAUCGGCAAAGGUCUUUUCAGACUCCAUACUUGCAGGGACUCAUAUCACCUACAGGGACUACGCCUUCACAGGGAUGGUAGCGGUUGACAGAACGUUAGAAACUACCUCACCGGUUGUUGGUGUGGUCGACACCGGGGGUGGCCGUUGUCAUCGUCGCGGGGGCUAUGACAGAGAUUAUCGGGGUGGUGGUGAUCGACGGUGGCAACGGCGGGCUGGCGAGAAGGGCGCAGUUCAGCUUGUCAACUUGUUGGAUCUGCGAGUGGCCGAUGGUGCUGACUCAUACGCGGACUGUGCGUUGAAAAGGUUGGGAGUUGGCGUUGUGAGUCGGAGCCGCUCCUUUGGCUUUGGCAACGAGCAGCCGAUUCGCUAC
Molecule: messenger RNA, 543 nt
Organism: Dibothriocephalus latus
Lineage: Eukaryota; Metazoa; Platyhelminthes; Cestoda; Diphyllobothriidea; Diphyllobothriidae
Source: the annotation of a GenBank genome assembly